Pelagomonas calceolata is the source of this 1136-nucleotide messenger RNA. Lineage: Eukaryota; Pelagophyceae; Pelagomonadales; Pelagomonadaceae. The record is from the annotation of a GenBank genome assembly.
AAAAAAACUCGAGCGUGCCCCGAAGACGCUGCACCCUGGAUUUGGCGCGUGUGGCUCCUAGCCCCCCGGCCCCCAAAAAACUGUGCGCCGCGGUUGCCCCGGGGUGCUGCCUAGCUGCUCAAGCGGUUUUCCGGGCUGCGCGUCGCGCUCCGCGCUAGAUUUCACAGCCUCAACUCAAAAAAACGUAUACCCCCAAUAUCGAAUAAUGGACCCGCGUCUCCGCGCCCCGGCCCUCAAGGGCGACGUCGAGGCCCUCACCACCGCAUUGAACGCGGGGGCAGACCCAAACAAGCGCGACGAGGACGGCUACGCGCCUUUACUGUACGCCGCUUCAAACGGGCAUGCGCGCUGUAUUGAUGUACUAAGGCGCCACGGCGCCGACGUCAACGCCGCGGCGCGCUGCGGUCGAACACCCUUAAACACGGCGGCGGCGGGCGGCCACACCGAGGCCAUCAAAAUUUUGAUCAAGGCGGGUGCUCUCGUGGAUUGGCGCGAGAGCUGGAACGGCUCGUCCUUCGCGACGGCGUUGCACUGGGCUGCUAGACUAGGCACGGCGUCUGCUGUACAAGCUUUGUUAAAAGCCGGCGCCGACGUCGACGCGGACAAUGCUACAAGGCGAGUGGUAAGAGCAGUGACGCUCGCGAAUGUAGCCGGUGAAUCGUCUUCUUCCGACGACGACGACGAGGAAGAGGUCCAAGACGACGACUCGGCCGUCGAGAGCGUCGGGAGCUCCAUCCGCUUGGAGGUCGUCCGCGGCAGUUUUACGCCGCUCGACGAGGCCGUCCGGCGCUUCGGCAGCAAACCGAAUCGGGUGAUCCCGACGCUCGUAGCAGCGGGGUGCACGAUCAAGCUCGAGCACGCCGAGACCGUGCCCUACCUGCGCCAGGUGCUCGAAUGCGGUGGAUUCGCGCAGUACGAGCGCGCGCAUCGACGAAGAUUAGCGUGGAUUUUAGGAAGGGGCACGCGCGUGCCCGCCGAAUUACUGCCGACGAUCAUCGACUUCUGGGCCCACGUCGGCUGGUACGCCGUGCCCCACCUGCGGCCCGGGUCCUAAGGCCCGCGGCCCUGUCAUCUGUGACUGAGACAUAUCUGUCGCACAUAUCUGUCAUCGUUCCGUGUAACAACAUAUGCAUAUG